UUUAUUUACUCGAAGAAUAGAAGAAGCGAUGGUACGAAGAAAGACGAGCUGGGAUGAAAUAAGACCACGAGAAAGAAGAAUGCCCAGGUUAAAAAUAGCCGCGCGCAUUUUCAAAUAAAAAGUGAUAAGUAACCUGCAGGAUAACGAUUAAGGAGGAAGGUAAAAAAGAGAGUCGAGAAAAAAAAGGAUACCGACGGAGCAGAAAGAAGAUCUGUAAAACAGAAUGAAGAUAAAGAAAUGUGUAAAAGCAACCACAUUUACACAGGGAGAAAAGAAAGAUUAUCUUGGCCCAUUGGAAUAAUAUAUUGAGUAUAUGGUGGUCAAGCUUGAUUCGAUGUUGGUUUGAAUAAAGGCAAGAACCGGUGGUGUGUACAGGACUUGGAAGGAGGAAUCUCCCACCCUAUAGCUUUUACCCGUGUACAUAUUUCACAUGGUUUACUGGCUACACAAUCAAGUGCAUCUAGCAUCAAGUCACUAAGUGAACUUACCUGCUCUAUCUCCUAGAGACUGCAGCAUGCUCAAGAUAUAAAUUUAAUCAAAAUUUUCCGAGGGCAACCUUCGGGUGUCCCUCCGCCACUAGCUUGAGCUGGACUGAAAGAAAAGGAAGAGGGAAAGGAACGAGUUCUUCAGUGCCUGUGCACAGUCUAGUUCAAGACUCACGAUGAUAGUGAACGUCCCAUGAAGAUUCCUCCGGCCGGGUUACCCUUCUCUGCCUAAACUAGAAACUAGUGUUACGGAGCGUCUAGUGGACCGACUACCGUUUGCAUAGGUCGCGGAACCUCUACAGAUUAACUUAAUCGAGUAUUUUUCUCCACUUUCUUCACACGAAUAUGACAGUAAAGAAUGCAAAAACAAAGUUGGUUCCGCCGGACGGAGGAUGGGGUUGGGUUGUUCUUUCUUCAGCUCUUAUUGUGAACUUCCUUAUUCCAGGCACCGUAAAAUCGUUCGGUGUCCUUUUCGUCGAAUUUCUUCAUGUUUUCAAAGCUUCUUCCACCGCUGCCUCCUGGAUGCCAGCUUUAUGCUAUUUUUUAUACAACUCUUUAGGUCCAUUAUCGAGCAUUUUAUCAAACAAGUAUUCCUAUAAAACAGUAACUAUUAUUGGUGGCGCUUUUGCGGCUUGCGGAAUGAUGCUGAGUUAUUUUGCUAAUUCAGUUUCUUAUUUAUACGUUAGUUAUGGCUUGAUGGUUGGAAUUGGAGCUGGAUUAACAUUUCCACCAACGGUAUACAUUGUUACCUCGUAUUUUGAAAAAUUGCGAGGUGUUGCAAAUGGCUUAUGCAUUUCUGGUAGUGCUAUUGGAACUAUCGUAUUACCCCCGUUUCUGCAGUAUCUUCUCGAUUGUUUUGGAUAUAGAGGUGCAGUAUUAGUCAUGGGUGCACUUACAUUGAAUACAUUAGUUUGUGGUUUAUUGUACCAUCCUGUCGAACAACAUAUGAUUGCAAUACCAAUAGAAGGAGGAAUUGAUAAUCAAGGAUUAACUAUAGAUGAACCAGUUCUUGAUAAACAAAAGUCAACAGAAUCCACUACAAUUGAAAAUGAAACAACAUAUAGCAACACAGCAUCAAAGAAAAAAGAAAACUUCCAAACAGAAAAUGAGAUAAAUAAUCCUAAAAUAAAUGAUUUGAAAGAUAAAAAUGAAGAUGUAACUGAAAAUAAAAUAAAUGAAACGAAAAAAGAAAGUAUUUUUGACGAAGAUAAAUUACAGUUAAAUAAAAAACAAAAAAGUACUGGAGAUCAUCAGAAUGCGGAUUCUUCACGAGAAAGUAAUAUUUCUGAAAUGAAUGUAACAUUCUGUAAAUUGGAAAGUGAAAAUCCAGAAUUACACAAUCUACCAUCAAAUGAGAAUAAAGAUAAGAAAAUACAUGAACGAUUGAAAACAAAAGAAUCAGAAGAAUUAUCAGAAAAAUCAACAUCUAGGACAUCAUUAUCCAAAGUUGAAGUUACAGGUAAAAGACAAUUCUUUGACCUAAGUGUAUUAAGGGAUCCAAUUUAUUUAGUAAUUCUCAUUUCAAAUUCUACCUCAGCUAUCAGCAAUACCAAUUUCAUGAUCUUACUGCCUUCUUAUGCCAUUUCACAAGGAUUUGAUAAAAAUUCUUCUGCGUUACUUUUAUCAAUUGUUUCUGCUCUUGAUUUAGUUGGACGAAUCAGUGGUGCUUCAUUAUCAGAUAUUGAUUUUAUGCCAAAGUAUUAUUAUUUUAUUGGUGGUCUUGGUACCAGUGGAAUAGCUUUAGCAUUAUUACCUAUGGCAACAAGUUAUGCAAUGCUUUCUUUUUUUUGUGCAUUAUUUGGAUUAUCAUCAGGCAUGUACAUUGGAAUCACAACAGUAAUUUUAGCAGAUAUGAUUGGUACAGAAAAACUUAGUUCAUCGUAUGGAAUAUCUUUAUUUGUUAAUGGAGUUCUUCAACUAAUUGGUCCACCUAUUUGUGGUAUUGUAUUUGAAACAGUAGGAUCAUAUAAACCCAUUUUUUUAGCUUUCGGUAUCAUACUUAUUCUAGGCACUGCAUUAUGGGCAGUUGUACCACUUAUAAAAAGAAAUAACAAAAAAACUUUGCAAGAUGUAUAA
Apis florea (little honeybee) is the source of this 2561-nucleotide messenger RNA. Its product is annotated as monocarboxylate transporter 12. NCBI's taxonomy places the organism in Eukaryota, Metazoa, Arthropoda, Insecta, Hymenoptera, Apidae. Gene Ontology annotation, biological process: transmembrane transport; monocarboxylic acid transport. Gene Ontology annotation, molecular function: monocarboxylic acid transmembrane transporter activity. The record is from RefSeq and is a predicted model, not a curated record.